Messenger RNA from Mucor velutinosus, 1317 nucleotides. RefSeq lists its product as uncharacterized. NCBI's taxonomy places the organism in Eukaryota, Fungi, Mucoromycota, Mucoromycetes, Mucorales, Mucoraceae. The record is from RefSeq and is a predicted model, not a curated record. The transcript is spliced from 3 exons. Bases 1 to 1317 code for a protein of 438 amino acids. Gene Ontology annotation, molecular function: ATP-dependent protein folding chaperone; ATP binding.
AUGGUAUCUAUCAACUACGGAUUCCCAAAGGGGAAAUAUUUUGCGGUUAUAGCAGAAAGCAAAUACAAUCAAGGUUUGAUCAUUACUGCUCAAGAUUCCCAGUUCUAUGGCUUACUUUCUUAUACAACAUCUCUAGAUUUUCGAUCUUUGGCCAAAGCAGCUGCUAAGCGAGCAGGGUUUGCGGGAAUUAUAGUUAUGGGAAGAAAUGUAGCAUCGACCAUGAUUUGCCCUGAUAACAACAUCGAGAGCGACCAUGUCUAUUUGGAGCUUCAUUUAAAGAAGAAUAGCUUGGACAUUGCCAUUAUGUUGAAAGAUGAAGAUGGCAUUUUUGAAACAUUGGCAAAUCAACGACUCAACUAUACGGCAAGCGGAUUGGGCAUCCUCUCAAUGUUGUCAUCUACAUUAGAUGAACUAGCACGAAAUGCAGAAAUCCCUGAUAACACUAUCGUCCAUCAAGUGAUUAUAACAUCAGCCAAUCCUUUGACUGUAUCACACCAUCAGGCUGUUCAACACCUACAAGCGUUCCUGAAAAGCCACCUCAAGAGCAGCAAUUUGGUUUUCUGUGAAGGUCAUGCUACUGACGAUGACAACACGAUACCAUAUGAAUACAGAAUUGCUUUUGGCGCAGCAAAAUACAGCAGCUUGAUAGCACGAGAACAACUGGAGGGUGGCCAUUUUAUUUGCUGCGUUGAGCUAUCUCCUGUACAUUAUGGCAUCGCGGUAGCGGGAGGGAUGAUGCAUCCCAUUAUAAGACGACACAGCAUUGAAGAUGGGCCAAAAUCAGCCGUUUUUACCACCAUCUUACCGCAGAAGCAACAAAAAUCAAUUGAAAUAGCAGUGUAUAGGGGAAUGCGGUUACAAACGGCUUUUAAUGCACAUGUAGGUUCGCUGCAUGUUCAAAAUGAUGGAUCUCUGUCCCUACUCAACAUCACUAUUCAAGUCAACCAUCAUAGUGAUGAAUUAAUUCUAACUGUUCAAGACCUGACAACAGAGUCAAUCGCAUCUUUAACAUUUGUCAAUGAUAAGCAAACAAUAGCAGCAGAAGUGGAACAAUUUGAGAAAACUUGGGGCCCUGAGCAAUUUGAUUUGAGCAGAACUUUAGAUCAACAAUUGAAGGACAAUGUGGAUUUGGUGGUAUCCAUGUACGCAGUGACAGCAAACGACACCCUACAAGAAACCCUAUUCAAGAAGCUGAGAUACAUGUUCUUGGCAAGAUGGAAGAGAGAGCAGAUAACUGAUCUCUUGAGCCGAUCCGACAGCAGACUUAUCCCCAACAACCGAGAAAAAGGCACAUUCCUUGCCAUUGAUUUAAAUUGA